Molecule: messenger RNA, 1572 nt
Organism: Aegilops tauschii subsp. strangulata
Lineage: Eukaryota; Viridiplantae; Streptophyta; Magnoliopsida; Poales; Poaceae
Source: RefSeq, a predicted model, not a curated record
GGUCCAAGGCCUUGUCCUUUUUAUUUUUUGCCUGAGCGGCGCUGCGUGUCGUCUUCCUCCAUUUCCCUUCCUCAACUGCAUCGGGGCUCACCGGAUUGCGAGGAAGAGCGGAGGCGGCGACCCCUUCCAGAUCCGCUCCGACGCCGGCGUGCAGGCUACUCCAAUUUUUUUGAAAUUGCCAAGGAGGAAGAAGAGCCGGCUGGAUCCAGUUGCAGGCGGCAGGCAGAUAGCCAAUAAGGCUCAGGUUGAUGGAACUGAGCAGACAUCGCCACACGCCAUUUGUAAGCUCUACAAGCACAUCAACGAAGGUCAACGCGUUGCUGUCAGAGCCAUGGGGACUGGACCGUUCCUGGACAUCAAGUGUGCAUACUUACACAACACCGCCGUGACAUGGUUCACAAGGUUGUACCACUCUGGAAGGAGAGGGUUUGUCGUGCCAGGACGCGGGUUCAUUCCACUGACCGAGGAGUCUGUACAUCAGAUUUUGGGCAUCCCUCAUGGAGACAUUGAGGUCAAGUAUGAAGCCGACUAUGAUAUGGAACAGGAGUUCGCAGCUACUUUGUUUCCGGGCGAUGGCAGCAGGCCAAACAUCACGACAGUUGCUACUGCAAUCAUCAACCAUAGCGAGGCUGAUGAUAAAUUCAAGAAGUUGUGGCUUAUUUACAUUGUCUCAACUCUGUUGGCCCCUACGACCGAUGCACGGGUCAGCAACAAGUGCUACCCCAUGCUGGCGGAUAUCAACCGGGCAGACAGGUUGAACUUGUGCAAAUUUGUCGUGGACCAGCUCCACGAGCACCUCUCAAAUGGGAAGUACACAAAUGGGUGCUUACUUUACUGCAUGCUAAGGUACCUCGAUGCUUUGGAUUGUGAUGGCAUGGAGCUUGAGUUAACUAACAGACCAUAUAGAGUAAACGCAUGGUCCAAGACCCAGGUUGAUAUUGUCGCUGAGCUGGACAUGUUAGAGCAUGAUCCACCCUGUUUUGGCAAAUUUCAGCUAAAGGAAGAAUUCAGAGAGGAGGCUGCUAGUGGAUCGGGCACAAGCACAUUGGGUCUGUUCGGAGGCCCUGGUGGCUUCGAAACCUGGAUGAAGCAAAACACCCACCCAAGUUGCUCUGAAAAUGACAAGCUUAAAAUACAGGGGAUCAUCCACAAGUUUGCAUCAGGGUUGGAGACCCUCCUUGGUGAUCUCGUACAGGGGAUGACAGCCCCAACAGCAAGUAAUUCAACCAAAAGUAGGAGGGGCAGGCGCAACGAAAUAGAAGAAAAUGAUGAUACAUUGUUUGAAGAUUCGUCAUCAUCAGAAUCUGACAGUGACGCAGAUGGGGACGAUGAUACGUCGUUUGUGUCGUCAUCAGGAUCCGUAGUGCUAACAGAAUGAAACAUUUUCUGGUUUACUUUGUACUGGUUGCUAAAUUUAUUUUUAUAUUUUUCUCGCUACAGAUCUAUGCUAGUGAUUGAUAACAAUACUGGAGCAUUUUCAGACUUUGUUUAUCAACACAGGAUUACAAUAAUCGUCAUUUAACAUUGCUGUUCAUUUGGGGCAUUAUAAUACCUAAUGUUUGGUCGGAGUUA